CGAAGUAUUGACCGCUGGGAUCGAGACGCGAUGUCGACGUGUCCGCCAUAUUGGACGACGGUGACACAACGCUGACGUCACUCCAAUAGUAUUUUCUGAGUCCAGAGGGGAGUGUUAUGCAACUGUUGGAAUUUACGAUGUGGACGCAGACGAGAGGACCAACUGACACGGCGAGGAAAUGAUACAUUUGAAGCUCAGUGGAGCGCACGCUUGAUACGGAACCGCCCAAUAAGAAGCAGGUGCUGCCAUUGCCAUGGCAGCAAUAGGCUUAAGAGGUCGAACGAAGCUGUUGUAUCUGUCACCGCCGCAACCUGGCUGACAUUCUGGGAACAGCGUGCAGGCCAGCCGGACGAGCGGCCGGCCUGCAGUUGCUCCCUCUCGUCUGCACUUGUCUGGAAAACAACUGACCCGGUGGACGGAGCAAGGAAACAGCUGCUCCUCUACAAGCUACUGCAAUGGAAGACAGCAGGAGGGUCAACACACACACACACACACACACUCGCCCCUCCUCCACUGACGGCCUUACCAGACUUGUCAGUGCAGGAUUAAGUGCUGACAUUGUCUACGUCUUUCAUCGCAACAGAAGGGGAAAUGGCAUUUGACUUUUCAAUAUAGCGUUCGUAUUUGAUUGACCUGUCUGCAAUAUGAUGUAGGCUUUUUGUACAGCAAAGGAACAUUGGCAGGAACAGGCUAUUGUAAAUUGGAGUAAAGAGGAUAGCAUGGUGGACAAGUGGAUGGCACGUCUGCUUCACAGUUUUGAUAUUUGCAGUUUGAAUAUUGGCUUCAGCCUUCCUGUGUGGAGUUUGGUUGUUAUUUCCAGAUUUCCCCCCCUUUCUAUGAUAGGUUAGGUGGAUUUAAUGACCAGGUAGUUCAAAACUAAAUAAAUGAGCAGGUAAACUGCCAUAGACUCAAGGAGCAAAAAGUGAAGAUCAUUUUUAUUGAAAUAUAAUUUGUAUGUGCCACCCCAGUUUCAUGGCAAUUGCUUGUAUAAUUUUUUAAUAAUCCUGCUAACAAAUUAACACACAAACACUCAUCUGCAUGCUUCUAAUUAGCAUAUCAUCUGCAUAUGCGGAUGCCAGAUUAGCGCUACCAAAACACCUUGAUAUUGACCAGAUUUGACCUUUGUUUUAAUAGUUUUGGUGAUUUAAUUUAUACAUUUUAUUCAAAUUGAUCAGGUGGAUGGGCGGAGGGACGGACUGGUGACCAUUUCAAGGCGUACCCUUCCACUUGCUCAAAAUCUUCCUUUGAAUGACAACAUUUGAAAAUUCAAGAAUAUUAAUUGUGCCCCUAAUGCAAAAAGCAGUCAUGUCCUCCAAAUGUCACUGUGGCCCACGUGUCCAAACUACGAGGCUACAUGGCGCAAUGCAGGUCAACACCCCGGCAUUGCAUACAUAUGCACGUUUAUGCAUAAACAUUAACUCGGUGUGUAUCGAUUACACUUUAGAACACAGAGGUGGAAAGCUACUGUGUUUUAUAUAGUGCGCCCUUUGACCCCGGCAGAUUAGCAGGGUCAAAAUGUUCUCACCUUCCUUGGACCACCCGUGUCCCCGACCGGCACGAGAUGACUGACACGCUUUCAUAGGUCGACGGUGUACAUAAGUCGGCGUGUAUGUUUGUUCAUGUCGCUCAUAAGCAAAACCUCCGCUCACACUUAGGUGAAGCUUGAGCCUCUAAAAACAUUUCUCCGACUUGUUCCCAGCCUGCGGUGGGCCAACGCGCUCUGAUUUGUGGAUGAAUGAUUCCCUGGGAAGCUCAGUCAGUUGACCUGUUUGCAGUUUCCUAGGAGAGCCCGGCAACGCCGCCUCACUAAUGUUGGGCCUCCCGACCGAUUCAGAGCCGUGGCGGAAUCACACAGCUGACGGCAAACAAUGAACAACACACUCUGCUAAUAGGCCGUGUGUCCUGCACAACAGUAAAGAGGGCGACCGCUGAUGUGACACCACACCACCCCCCCCCCAACAAUCAGCAGGAGAAAGAGGGCUUCAAGCCAGGAGGAACUCACGUGAGCCAAGUUAAAGUGACGCGGAGUUGAGUUGUUGUCACUUCUCCAACGUCAACUCCAGUGAAGACAUCAUGAAGCGAAGCAGCAAUUACAGCUCGUCCGACAGCGACUUGGACGACAACAUCGAAGUGGAGAAAGACAGCGGAGACGAAAAUGGACCGGCAGAUUCUCACGGCUCAAUGUCACCGUCCACGACCACCACUCAAGUUCAAGCCAGAAAACGACGUAGAGGAAUCAUUGAGAAAAGAAGACGGGACCGCAUUAAUAAUAGUCUGUCUGAGCUGAGGAGACUGGUGCCGAGUGCUUUUGAGAAACAGGGUUCAGCUAAAUUGGAAAAAGCCGAAAUACUGCAAAUGACUGUGGACCAUCUGAAGAUGCUCCAUGCAUCUGGAGGCAAAGGUUACUUCGAGGCACACGCCCUGGCGAAGGAUUACCGCAGUCUUGGCUUCAGGGAGUGUUUGGCCGAGACAGCUCGCUUCCUGAGCAUCAUGGAGGGCCGGGACAGCGCAGACCCCCUUCGCAUACGUCUGGUGUCCCACCUGAGCAACUACGCGUCUCAGAGGGAGGUGCAGGCCGGACUGGAACACUUAGCCUGGGGCUCGGCCUUCGGUGGCGCCCCUGCUCCCAUGCCCCACCCGCUCCUCCUGCAACCCCCACAGGGCAGGACACCGGCAUCCAGAGGAAACAGCCGCCCGCCUUCCACGUCGUCCUCGGAGACCUCGGCGACACCCAGACUCCUGCCCCCGACGGAGUCUCUCAGGGCGCCCCCCAACGGCUCGCUGCCCCUCAGCGUGGCGACGUCCAAGCUCUCGCCGCCCCUCUUGUCGUCCCUCUCCUCGCUGUCGGCCUUCCCCCUCUCUUUCGGCGCUUUCCCGCUCGUGUCCCCGGCGGCCCUCGGCGCAGUCGGCCCCCCCUCCACCCUGUCCAAGCCUUACAGGCCGUGGGGCACGGAGAUUGGAGCUUUUUGAAGAGGGCAACUGGACUGAGGGGGGGGCAACAGCUGAACUGGGCCACGACCACUUUAACAUCUGUUUUUCUAGCCCUAAUAGACAGGUGAAUGCAACAAAUUGGCCUUAUUUGAUUGUUAAGAAAGUCUUUGCUGUUGGCCAUUUUUCCUAUUUGUUUAGAAGGAAAACCGAGCUCGGUAUGAUUGUAUUUUAUAAAUUGAAACCGACAACUAAUUUAGCUAACGGUUUGAGGACCGAGACGCAAAAGUGAACUCAUACCUUUUCAUGUUGUCAAGGAACAACGUAAUGUACGUAUUUAAUAUAGAAUGACAUAAUUCAAUCUGCUUGUUUAUAUCAGAACUAUUUGGGGAAACUAACUUUCUCACAUUGGGACACUUGCAUUUUUAUAUCUGUAAUAUUUUUGUAUCAAUAAAUCCCAAUCAGAAUCCA
Syngnathus typhle (broad-nosed pipefish) is the source of this 3399-nucleotide messenger RNA. RefSeq names its product hairy/enhancer-of-split related with YRPW motif protein 1-like. The record is from RefSeq and is a predicted model, not a curated record. Lineage: Eukaryota; Metazoa; Chordata; Actinopteri; Syngnathiformes; Syngnathidae. Bases 2074 to 2970 code for a protein of 298 amino acids. Gene Ontology annotation, molecular function: DNA-binding transcription factor activity, RNA polymerase II-specific; protein dimerization activity; RNA polymerase II cis-regulatory region sequence-specific DNA binding. Gene Ontology annotation, cellular component: nucleus. The transcript is spliced from 9 exons. Gene Ontology annotation, biological process: regulation of neurogenesis; anterior/posterior pattern specification; circulatory system development.